AUGAGUGCUGUGCGUUUCACGGCCAAACAGGUCCUAGAACAUAUAUUUUCCAAUGACUCUGACUGCGACGAGGAAGCGGACGAGGAAGCGUCCGAAGAAGAAGACGGGGAGGAAUACAACCCAGAGGACGAGGAGACCACAGAGGACGACGACGACGACGACUACGACGCCGCAGCCGCCGCCGCCGCUGCCGACGACGAGGACGAUGUCCAAGUAGAAGAAGUGGAAAGAGAGACAUUCGUGUCAAGAAACGGCCAAAUCCAAUGGUGCUCGGUGCCCUGUGACAACAAUCGGGGCGUCGGAGGGGCCGCCGCAGCGGCAAAAAGUAACAGGCCGGUUGCUGAGGUGCCGGAGGACAUGAGGCCCGGGCCUACUAGGCAGGCCGUAGGCCAAGCCCGCGACAUCCUCUCCACGUUCCGCUUGUUUUUCACACCCGAGAUAGAAGACAUCAUCCUGGAGAUGACCAAUCUGGAGGGCGUUCGAAAAUGCGGCGGCCGCUGGAAAGCGAUGGACUCCACAGACCUGCGAGCCUACGUAGGGCUGCUCAUCCUAGCCGGCGUGUACAGGUCCCGAGGCGAAGCGGCCUCUAGUCUCUGGGACGCCGAGAGCGGAAGGACCAUUUUCCGCGCAACCAUGCCGCUCAAAGUCUUUCACGCUUACUCGAGACUCCUUCGCUUCGACGACCGCCAGACCAGAGCCGAGAGACGCGCAGCAGGCGGCGGUGACAAACUUGCAGCCGUGAGAGAGGUCUGGGACAAGUGGGUCGAGAGGCUGCCGCUCCUCUACAACCCCGGGCCCGACGUGACGGUGGACGAGCAACUGGUCCCUUUCAGAGGCCGAUGUCCUUUCCGCCAGUAUAUCCCAAGCAAGCCGGCCAAAUACGGCAUCAAGACCUGGGUGGCCUGCGACUCCAAAUCCAGCUACGCCUGGAAGAUGCAGGUCUACACCGGGAAGGCCACAUGCGGAGGCCCCGAGAAGAACCAGGGGAUGAGGGUCGUGCUCGAUUUGACGCAGGGACUCAGGGGUCACAACGUCACCUGUGACAAUUUCUUCACCUCAUACGAGCUCGCACGCCAGCUCCUGAGGAGGAACGUCACCGUGGUCGGUACAGUCAGAAAGAACAAGCCAGAGCUCCCGCAGGCGCUGCUCGCCUCAAAGGACAGGCUCCUCUUCUCCUCCAAGUUCGCCUUCACGCCCACCACCACUCUAGUGUCCUACCUGCCAAAGAAAAACAAGAACGUCUUACUCCUGAGCACGCUGCACACCGAGGCUCACGUUAGCCGUCGCCAGGACAAGAAGCCGGCCAUCGUCCUAGACUACAACAGCAACAAGGGAGGUGUGGACAACCUAGACAAGGUGAUUGGAACCUACAGCUGCAGGAGGAUGACCGCGCGCUGGCCCCUGGUCAUCUUCCACAACAUCCUUGACGUGUCCUCUUACAACGCUUUUGUCAUAUGGCGAGAGCUCAACCCUACUUGGAUGCCUGGUAAGCGAAACAAGAGGAGGGUGUUCCUCGAGCAGCUGGGAAAGGCACUAGUGACUCCGUUCAUACAAAGAAGGGCCCGUCUCCCUCGCACCGAAGCCUCUGCGGCGCUCAUCAAAGCUGUUCAGAGGGCUAUCGUGAUCAGCCCCGGCGGGAUCACGCCCCCGCAGCACCGGACCACGCACCGGCCCAAGCACCCAACCCCGCACAACCCAGGCAGCAGUUCCCUGCAGUGCACCUCGCACAUCCGGGACAGUGUAAACACUGAUGACUCGAGAAAAAGGCUCUCAGUGGGAGAGGAGAAGAGAGGAGUCGGUUAUCUAAUAGCACUUUGCGCUGGCUGCUCCUGCCGCUGCUAA
Messenger RNA from Coregonus clupeaformis (lake whitefish), 1842 nucleotides. RefSeq names its product piggyBac transposable element-derived protein 4-like. Bases 1 to 1842 code for a protein of 613 amino acids. The transcript is spliced from 5 exons. NCBI's taxonomy places the organism in Eukaryota, Metazoa, Chordata, Actinopteri, Salmoniformes, Salmonidae. The record is from RefSeq and is a predicted model, not a curated record.